AUGACAACGCAGGCGAGCAUCCAGUUGAACCUACAGCUUGACUCCGGGAGCAUAUUCUACCAGGACAAGCAUGACAACAUCACCUUCCACAUCGAGGCAUUGAGAUCCACAACCACAACCACAACCACCACCCCCAGCAGCAGCAAAAUGCCAACAUCAUCAACAUCAUCCUCCUCCUCCUCCGGGCAGGCAUCCACGCCCAUGACAAGCGACAGCGAGCACGAGCACAGACCAGCACCAACGCGUCGCGGGCCGGGGGCUGACCAUGACGACGAGGAGGAGGCCGACGCGGAGACGGACGUCAUCAAGUCCUUCCUGCGGCAGCACCUCCUCCGCAACGGCGAGGCGUCGCGGGCCCUCGUCCCGCUGAUGAGGAGGGACGGCAUCGAGGCCAUGCUCGUCGCGACGGUGGCGCUGCACCUGCGCCGGGACGGGCGGGCCCAGGGCGGUGGGCGCGACGACGGGGCCGCCGUGCGGUCGCUCUACAGGACGCUCGGGGUGCUUGUCUCGUUGCUGCAGCAGCGGGGGAAGGUGUUGGAGUAUCUUGAGGGGAACCCGCAUGUUGGUAGUAGUGCUGAGGAUGGACUCGGAGAGGAUUAA
Molecule: messenger RNA, 600 nt
Organism: Diaporthe batatas
Lineage: Eukaryota; Fungi; Ascomycota; Sordariomycetes; Diaporthales; Diaporthaceae
Exons: 1
Coding region: 1-600 (199 amino acids)
Source: RefSeq, a predicted model, not a curated record